AUGGACGUACAUUGUCCGACUACAACAUUCAGAAGGAGUCCACCCUUCACCUUGUCCUCCGCCUCCGUGGUGGUAUGCAGAUCUGAGGGCAUUCCUCCCGACCAGCAGCGCCUGAUUUUCGCCGGCAAGCAGCUUGAGGAUGGCCGCACUCUCUCCGACUACAACAUCCAGAAGGAGUCCACUCUCCAUCUCGUCCUCCGCCUCCGUGGUGGUAUGCAGAUCUUCGUCAAGACCCUCACUGGCAAGACCAUCACUCUGGAGGUCGAGUCAUCCGACACCAUUGACAACCGUCUCAUUUUCGCUGGCAAGCAACUCGAGGAUGGCCGCACCCUCUCCGAUUACAACAUCCAGAAGGAGUCAACACUCCACUUGGUGCUCCGUCUGCGUGGUGGUAUGCAAAUCUUCGUCAAGACCCUGACGGGCAAGACUAUCACACUGGAGGUUGAGUCAUCCGACACUAUCGACAACGUGAAGAGCAAGAUUCAGGACAAGGAGGGUAUUCCUCCUGACCAGCAACGCCUCAUCUUUGCUGGCAAGCAAUUGGAAGACGGUCGCACCCUUUCGGACUACAACAUCCAGAAGGAAUCGACCCUUCACCUGGUGUUGCGUCUGCGCGGUGGCCAGCGCCUUUCUUCAUUACAUUCACGAGAUCGCUUCAUACCGCCCUUCACACACGCGCCUAUGCCUUCCUAUUUCUACCACCUCAAAUUUGAGCUGUAUACCUCGCCCAGACCGAACGAACCUUUAUCCCUCGCAGCAUUAGCUGGUUCUAGCGACGAUUUUUGGCUGCCGCCAGGUUCUGCCAACGUGUUCGACGAGAACUUCCCGAGUCAUCCGCGAUCUGACAGGCAACCGACGCAAACCAUCCCCAUACGCGACGACCGACCACAGCUUGCCCGGAGAUCAUCUGGUCCUGCGAGCUCGUCGUCUCCCGUGGAUGCUGGCCUCAGCGCAGCUGGAAACAAAGUCGAGCGACCGGCCGGACGACCAUCUGAACGGCACCUGUUGGAGAGAACGACAAGCUACCCUCCCCCCACCGCCGACGCAGGACUGAAACCCGAGACUGCUGUACAGGACUGGCGUUUCGGACGCGUGAGUCUCCUGACGGUCGAUCUCGCCAUGGCGGCGGGACCAGCGCCCGAGCUGGGCCCUACGGGCAGCGGUGCUGCGACGAAAGCAGAGCUUCUACCGGUUGUGACGAAGAACACAGAGGUGGGCUGGGGAGUCGUCCACUUCUACAGGGAGGGCGAGGAGACACCCUCGCUGAGCGCUACAGGCGCUGAGCAGGAGGCAAUAGACGGGGCGCAGGAGUGCACGACCAUGUGCAUCCCAGCUGUGCCAUUCUACAUGAGUCCGGCCGAUCUGGUUGUGUUCCUAGGCGAGGAGUGGACAAAGGACAUUAGCCACUGCCGAAUGGUCAUGACGUCGCGGAUGAACCGAUACAUGGUGCUGUUGCAGUUUCGGGAUGCGGCGAGAGCGAGAGCGUGGAGGAGGGCAUUUGAUGGCAAGAUAUUUAACCGGAUGGACCGCAUGGACGAAACGAGCGGUCUGAUGACGAUACCCUGCUCGCACGUCUUUCACUGCGCAGCGCAAGACGAAGAUGAGGCCACAACAAGCCCCGAGACGCAACCGUUUGGCUCCUCUGUAUCAAACCUGUGUGCCGUGUGUGACAGCACGGACGACUUGUGGAUAUGCCUGAUCUGCGGGCACGUCGGCUGUGGGCGGUACAAGGGCGCCCAUGCCAAGGCGCACUGGAAGGACACUGCACACAACUUUGCUCUCGAACUGGAGACGCAGCAUGUGUGGGAUUACGCCGGCGACAUGUGGGUGCAUCGAUUGAUACGUGACAAGGGCGACGGCAAGGUCGUCGAACUACCCAACAGGAGUGGACCGUCCGGUCAAGAACAACACCAGCAGCUGCCGAACGAGGAUGUCGUCCCACGCUCCAAGUUGGACAACAUCGGGUUCGAGUAUUCGCAUCUCAUAUCGAGCCAACUGGAGUCGCAGAGGGCGUACUUUGAGGGACUCAUGAACAAGGCGGUCGACAAGGCGUCCAUGGCCACCGCGGCAGCGGAGAGCUCCGCGGCACAGAGCACCAAGGCGAUGGAGCGACUGGGCGAGCUGGAGGCGAAGUACAGCACCCUGACGAAGCAGACCAUCCCCCAGCUCGAGCGUGAUCUGGAGCGCGAGAGGACGAAAGCCAACAAGAGCCAGGAGUUGGCGCGCAGCCUCGGGAAAACCGUGCAAGAAGAAAAGCAGAUCAACGAGGGGUUGAUGAAGCGCAUCGAGCACCUGAACACGGAGAGUGAGACGACGCGCAACCAGUUGGAGGCGCUCAGGACAGAGAACGCCGAGCUGAAGGAGAUGAACCGCGACCUGUCCAUGUUCAUCUCCGGGCAGGAGAAGCUGAAAGAGAUGGAGAGUGAAGGGCAUCUGGAUGAGGGGGAAGUGCAGGGGGGCACGGCGAGCGUUCCUGAUAAGAAGGGGAAACGAAGAGCGAAACGGUGA
Emericellopsis atlantica is the source of this 2508-nucleotide messenger RNA. RefSeq lists its product as uncharacterized. Gene Ontology annotation, cellular component: cytoplasm. Lineage: Eukaryota; Fungi; Ascomycota; Sordariomycetes; Hypocreales; Bionectriaceae. Gene Ontology annotation, biological process: Ras protein signal transduction; protein ubiquitination. Gene Ontology annotation, molecular function: zinc ion binding; ubiquitin protein ligase activity; protein binding. The transcript has 7 exons. Bases 1 to 2508 code for a protein of 835 amino acids. The record is from RefSeq and is a predicted model, not a curated record.